AUGGCGGCUAUGUGGAAGUUAGGAGCCGGUGUCUGGAAUUCGCAAGCGAGUUUGAAUGGUCUGCGAUGUAUCAGCACAUCAGUUGCUCAGUAUGCUCCAGCAAACAAAAAGAAAUCCUUGGGUGGGAAGCAAGGCCGGAACAUUGUUCUGGUGGAAGGUGUGAGGACACCAUUUCUCAUAUCUAUGACGUCCUAUCAGGAUCUGAUGCCUCAUGAUUUGGCUAGAGCUGCUUUGUCAGGGUUGAUACGGAAGACAAACAUGGACAAAAGUAUUGUAGACUACAUAUUGUAUGGAACUGUCAUUCAGGAAGUGAAGACCAGCAAUGUUGCCAGAGAAGCCGCCCUUGGAGCUGGAUUCCCUGAUAAUAUUCCAGCACACACUGUCACCCAGGCAUGCAUCUCCUCCAAUCAAGCCAUUACCACUGGGAUGGGGUUGAUUGCUUCGGGAUCUUGUGAUGCUGUGGUAGCUGGCGGAGUGGAGUUUAUGUCUGAUGUUCCAAUCAGACACAGUCGUAAAAUGAGAAAAUUGAUGCUACAGCUUAACAAGUCCAAAAAUAAGGCAGGCGUCAUCAUGAAGAUGUUGUCACCAUCAGCUCUCACACCCGAGUUACCUGCUGUUGCUGAGUUUUCUACAAAUGAGACGAUGGGCCACUCUGCUGACAGAUUGUGCGCCGCUUUCAAAAUUAGCCGAAGAGAACAAGAUGAGUUUGCUCUGAGAUCCCACACGUUUGCUCAUGAGGCAACAGAGAAGGGACUUCUCUCUGAUGUCAUCUCUUACAAAGUACCAGGCGUAAAAGAACCAGUGACUAGAGACAAUGGCGUCAGGCCAUCAUCGAUGGAAAAAUUGUCUAGUCUGAAGCCAGCCUUCAUCAAACCACAUGGCACAAGCACAGCAGCAAACGCAUCAUUUCUGACUGACGGUGCCUCAGCAUGUCUGAUUAUGGAGGAAGAGAAAGCCUUGGCUUUAGGAUUUAAACCUAAAGCUUACCUGAGGGACUUCUUGUAUGUUUCUCAGGAUCCCAAGGACCAAUUACUGCUGGGACCAGCAUAUGCAACACCAAAGAUCCUGGAGAAAGCUGGACUCACCAUGUCAGACAUAGAUGUUUUUGAAUACCAUGAAGCUUUUGCUGGUCAGAUCCUGGCCAACUUGAAAGCCUUGGAUUCAGAUUGGUUUGCACAAAACUAUAUGAAGAGAAGUGGAAAGUUUGGCGCCAUCCCCAUGGACAAGUUUAACCUGUGGGGUGGAUCACUGUCUCUCGGCCACCCAUUUGGUGCAACAGGAGUCCGGCUAGUAACCACAGCAGCUCAUCGUCUCGCUAAAGAAGAUGGACAGUUUGGACUUGUGGCAGCGUGUGCAGCUGGAGGCAUUGGCCAUGCUAUGAUUGUGGAAAGAUAUCCGUCAUCGUGAUGGGAAUCAAAUUAGAUCUGUCCAUUCAGUGAGCCAUGUAUAUAAAGAACAUCUGGAUUGAUUUCCCUUUUGACAUCAUUAAAGACUAGGAUGGAGUGUCAUCAAAGAUACUUAAUGUCCGGUUUGAAGUGCUAAGUGGUCUGCUGAGUUGGAUGUAAAAUGAUAUAGACUGUCAUCCAAGUCAAUUAAAUUUUGUUGUUGUGAUUUUGUGGAGAAUUACUCAGUGGGACAAAUCAGUGAUAUGGAGGUUACGAACAAUAUACUAAUUGAUGUUGACAUUGUCAUUGCUACACUGCAUUUCACUUUUGUAAUAUGAUUACACAAGUGAAAUUCAUGUUAAAAUCUCAUUUUUUCAUAUUAACUGUGAUACAUCACAUUUGUAUAUAAUUAUUUAUAUUAAAAUUGUGAGAAUAUGAA
Molecule: messenger RNA, 1824 nt
Organism: Ylistrum balloti
Lineage: Eukaryota; Metazoa; Mollusca; Bivalvia; Pectinida; Pectinidae
Product: trifunctional enzyme subunit beta, mitochondrial-like
Exons: 14
Coding region: 1-1407 (468 amino acids)
Biological process (GO): fatty acid beta-oxidation
Molecular function (GO): acyltransferase activity, transferring groups other than amino-acyl groups
Source: RefSeq, a predicted model, not a curated record